Messenger RNA from Adineta steineri, 1551 nucleotides. The record is from the annotation of a GenBank genome assembly. NCBI's taxonomy places the organism in Eukaryota, Metazoa, Rotifera, Eurotatoria, Adinetida, Adinetidae.
AUGGCAAAUCGACAAUACUCCGACUGGUUAUCGGAUCCAGCAUCAAACACGCAUGGAAGUCAUGCAUCAAUCGGACGCAUUGUCUGGGCAGAUGAUAAUGAUCAUGAUCGAAUUGAUCAAAACAAGACAUCCUUUGCCUGGUAUUGGUGUUUUAAAUGGUGCAUUAUUGGAUCAUUACUAGCUGGAAUAGGUUUAGCUAUUGUACUCACAUUCUGGUUGACGUCAAAAACAACAGAAACAUUAACUACUACUACUACAUUGACAACAGAUACAACUACGACAACAGCAUUACCAACGUGUAAUUCUACAUGUGGUAAUGAUACAACCAUUUUGAGUGUGUCUCUCUUUGCACGAUGGAAUUUUGAAAAUACAUUCGAUGAUUUAAUGUUAACCUAUAAUGGAACAUCUACUAAUGGACCAACAUUUGUAGUAGGCUAUAUAGGUCAAGCUCUUUCUCUUAAUUCCGCAUCGAAUCAAUAUUUGUCAACUUCAUUUAUUCCAAUAAAUUCUAAAAGUUUUACUGUAGAUGCAUGGAUAUAUCCUACUAGUUUUCCAAAUACGAAAGGUAUUCAUACAAUAGCUGGUCUUUGUCCACAACAAAUAGCACAACAAUGUUUUCAAUUUGGUCUUCGUUCCAAUGUAACAAGUUCAACAUCAACAGGAUAUUUUGGUUUAUGGGAAGCUGCUGAUCUUCGAGGAUCAAUGUCUAUACCUAUUAAUCAAUGGACACAUGUUGCAAUUGUUUAUUCAAAAAGUAAAACAAAACAAGUUAUUUAUGUUAAUGGAAAUUUAGAUAAUUCACGAGGAUCUUCAAAUGGUUUUAAUGGAACAUCUGGAACAUUUUAUAUUGGAAAUAAUUAUGAUCUAACAUCAAAUCCUUCUUUUGGAACAAAUAAUUUUCAGGGUUAUAUUGAUCAAUUAACAGUAAGUAAUGGAGUAAGAUCAACAUGUGAAAUUCUCAAUGUUGCUACAAUGGCUUGUCGAUUAUCGUUCGAUAAUAGUACAAAUUUUCUUGCUGAUUCUGGUCCAAAUGAUGUUUCAAUAAAUGCAUACAAUUAUAUAUCAGUCAGUGGAUUAAAAGGAAGUCAAGCUAUAUCAUUUACUACUUCAUCAUCUUCUUAUCUUCAAACAACAGGUUUUCGUUUUCUUUCAUACAAUAAUGCACCUUUUUCUAUAUCUCUUUGGAUUCAACCAACACUCUUACAAGGAACUCUUGUUGGUUCAUCAUUAGGUUAUGAUCCACUGACAUUUGCAUCAAAUGGAUCUCUUAUUGCUCGCGUAGCUACAGUAUCAGUUUCAUAUAAUAUUCCUUUAGAAUUGACACCCAUAUGGUCUCAUAUAGUUCUAACAUGGUCAUCAUCAGGUGGUCUUAACUUAUAUAUCAAUAAUAUUCUUGUUAAAAGUGUAGCAGCUUCAACAUCAACUGGAAGUGGAGCAUCAACAAAUAACUUUAUCUUAGGUGGUGGAUCUUUUUCAGGAACAAUUGAUGAAUGGCGCCUUUAUUCUAGAGAAUUAUCUUCCAAUGAUGUAUGCGCGAUAUUUACAAACUAA